CCAGCUCACUUCAGAGACAGCCCAUCUCACAAUGCAGCUGGCAACCUCAGAAAGGCCUCCAUUCAGCAAGAGCUAACAUGCUUAGGAAUUUAUCUGGGAACCUUUAAAGACUCUGCCUAUCGCCAUCUGGAAUCAAUGUAGAAACACGACGACGAAGAAUAAAAGGAAGAAAGAAGUGCCACGGGACGACGGACUGGGAGUGUUUAAGACUCUGAAGAUUGGUAACUUAAGCUUCAACAUUUUGAACAUAAAGACAUUUUAAUUUGGAAUAUUCACCCUGACGGCUGAAGUACAAGUUUACAGGAGGAUUGGUUGUGACCAACUUAGAAACAGCUUUUCCUAUGUUUGCAGCUCUAUGGGUUGGCUUCCUUGAGUGCGUGGUCUGUCAGUUAACUAAAUUCUGGACUCAUGGAUUUUCUAGAGAACAGAAAAUGAGACUAUUUUCCUGAAGGAUCUACUAGAAACUUUUCAGCAACACGCUUCAUGUUUUCUCUGAAGAUUUCAGAGAAGAAAAUAUUUAUAAGAACACGAAAAGAAACAAAUAAUUUGCAAAUAAAUCGGUCUUUGCUGCGCCGUCUGAAUACCAACACCACAUCUGAAAAGCAAAGGGAACUGCUGCAGACAAAAGGACCCCUGUAAGCCGCACUGCCUGACCAUGGUAAGCUCCAACGGCUCCCACUGCCCCUAUGAUGACUCCUUUAAGUACACUUUGUAUGGGUGCAUGUUCAGCAUGGUGUUUGUCCUGGGGCUGAUAUCCAAUUGUGUUGCGAUAUACAUUUUCAUCUGUGCCCUCAAAGUGCGAAAUGAAACUACAACGUACAUGAUUAACCUGGCAAUGUCAGAUUUGCUUUUCGUCUUUACUUUGCCAUUUCGGAUUUUUUACUUUGCAACACGGAAUUGGCCUUUUGGAGAUCUACUCUGUAAGAUUUCAGUAAUGCUGUUUUACACCAACAUGUAUGGAAGCAUUCUGUUCUUAACCUGUAUCAGUGUAGAUCGAUUCCUGGCAAUUGUCUACCCAUUUAAGUCGAAGACCUUAAGAACUAAACGCAAUGCAAAGGUUGUUUGCGUUGCUGUGUGGCUCACCGUGAUGGGAGGAAGUGCGCCCGCAGUUUUCUUUCAGUCGACCCACUCUCAGGGUAACAGUACCUCAGAAGCCUGCUUUGAGAACUUCCCAGCAGCCACAUGGAAAACCUAUCUCUCCAGGAUUGUGAUUUUCAUUGAAAUAGUGGGGUUUUUCAUCCCCCUAAUUUUGAACGUAACUUGUUCUAGUAUGGUGCUAAGAACUUUAAACAAACCUGUUACAUUAAGUAGAAGCAAAAUGAACAAAACUAAGGUUUUAAAAAUGAUUUUUGUGCACUUGGUCAUAUUCUGUUUCUGUUUUGUGCCCUAUAACAUCAAUCUUAUUUUAUACUCUCUCAUGAGAACACAGACAUUUGUUAACUGUUCUGUGGUGGCUGCAGUGAGGACAAUGUACCCGAUCACUCUCUGCAUUGCUGUGUCCAACUGUUGCUUUGACCCCAUUGUUUACUACUUCACUUCAGACACAAUUCAGAAUUCAAUAAAAAUGAAAAACUGGUCUGUUAGAAGAAGUGACUCCAGGUUCUCUGAAGCUCAGGGCACCGAGAAUUUUAUCCAACACAACCUACAGACCUUAAAAAGUAAGAUAUUUGAUAGUGAAUCUGCAAUAUAAGCUGCCUGACUAAACUACUGGGACUGCUCCGUGUUCAACUGUGAAAGCAAACUGUGCUCUUGGAAACUAUUUCUCCAGCUCAAAAAAAAAAAUUAACAAAUGGACGGUUACAUGUUUUUACAGAAAGUUUGUGUCUGAUAUGCUAAACAUUAAAGUAUACUCUAUUCUUGUA
Psammomys obesus (fat sand rat) is the source of this 1862-nucleotide messenger RNA. It is a transcript of the gene Lpar6, whose product is annotated as lysophosphatidic acid receptor 6. Bases 656 to 1690 code for a protein of 344 amino acids. The record is from RefSeq and is a predicted model, not a curated record. NCBI's taxonomy places the organism in Eukaryota, Metazoa, Chordata, Mammalia, Rodentia, Muridae. Gene Ontology annotation, cellular component: membrane. Gene Ontology annotation, biological process: positive regulation of Rho protein signal transduction; phospholipase C-activating G protein-coupled receptor signaling pathway. Gene Ontology annotation, molecular function: lysophosphatidic acid receptor activity. The transcript has a single exon.